UCCUCGCUUUCACGGCGCCCGCGGCGCGGCGUCGCCGAACACGAACGCGCCGCGUACGAUGCUUCCCUCCAAGCGCAGCUACAUCUCGACCGCAUUGCUCUGCCGCUGCCGCCGCACCUUCGCCGUCGCGUCCUCCGGCCUGAACCGCCGGCCCGUCUCGCCACUGGCACUGGACGAGUAUACCUUCCCUUUGCUCCUCAAGGUAGCCGCCGCCGAAGCCGCAGCGGCCUUGGGGCGCAGGAGCUCGAUCGAGGGCCAGAAGCUCCACGCCAGGGUCAUCAAGUUCGGUUUCUCCUCCUGCGUCUACGCCUCAACGGCUCUCGUUGACUUCUACUCCAAGGCCGGCGACCUGGCCUCUGCGCACGUUGUGUUCGAUGCAAUGCCGCGCCGGACGCUGCCUUCCUGGACGGCCAUCAUGGUCGGGUAUGCCAGGAGCGGAGAUAUGAGGUCGGCUGAAGAGAUCUUCUCGUUGAUGCCGGAAAAGGAUACCCCAGCUUAUAAUGCCAUGAUUGAUGGGUUUGUGAAGGUCGGUGAUGUCCCCUCGGCACAGAAGGUUUUUGAUGCGAUGCCGGAGAGGAACGUUGUUUCUCGGACUUGCUUGAUGCAUGGUUAUUGCAUGGCUGGGAAUAUGGAGGCCGCUAGGGAGUUGUUUGAUGCGAUGCCACGAAGUCGGAAUUUGCACUCUUGGAAUGUGAUGAUCAGGGGCUACUGCCAGAACCAGGAGUCUGGGAAGGCAUUGAAUCUUUUUAGAGAAUUGCAGUCUCAAUCAUGUCCAUUUGAGCCAAAUGAAGUGACACUUGUAAGUGUUAUCCCUGCAAUCACUGAUACUGGUGCUAUGGACCUUGGACGGUGGGUACACGAGUUUGCUAGAAGAAAGGGAUUGGACCGGAGGGCUAAUGUCGCCACAGCGCUAAUCGACAUGUAUUCGAAAUGUGGAAAUACAGAUGAAGCUAGGCAAGUGUUUAACCGAUUGAAGCCUAAGGAAGUUACAUGUUGGAAUGCUAUAAUAAAUGGUCUUGCAGUAAAUGGCUAUCCUAGAGAGGCUCUUGGUUUGUUUGAGGAAAUGCGAAGAAAUGGGAUCUCCCCUAAUAGUGUGACCAUGAUUGGAGUUCUGUCAGCUUGUAGCCAUGGGGGACUUGUGGACGAAGGUAAGCAGUUUUUUCAGGAAAUGGAGGUGCUAGGGAUCAGAAAAAAGGUAGAGCAUUACGGAUGCAUGGUGGACCUUCUAGGACGCUGUGGGUAUUUGAGUGAAGCCAUGGGGUUGAUUGAAAAAAUGCCCUCUGGACCCAAUGGCAUAGUUUUAAGCUCACUGCUCUUUGCUUGUGCAUGCCAUGGUGCUGUAGAUAUGGCAGAGAGUGUUAUGAAGAGAGCGGUUGAGAUGGAGCCAAGGAACAUUGGGAAUUACAUAAUCAUGAGAAAUCUAUAUGCUGCAAAGAAGAUGUGGCAUGAUGCGCUGAACAUGAAAGAUGAGAUACAUAAGCUUGGGGGUAAAAAAGAGGCUGGAUGCAGUCUUGUUGAGAUUGAGACCAGUGUUUCGGAGUUUAUUUCUGGGGACAAGGCUCAUCCCGAGUGGGUGGUCAUAUGUGAAAUUUCUGGGUGCCUUCAAUUGCAUAUGGGAGUUCCCACAGAGGAUUUUGAUUUCACCAGACUUUUUAUUGAGUAAAUCGUUGUGCUGACAUCGUAGGAGAGGAGACUAACCAAGCAUUUGUAUGAAAUAUUCUCUCUAGGGGUUCAACUUUAUGACUGUCUAUUGGAAACUAUGGUAGCAGAUGCUGCAUAUUGCUACGCCAUGAUCCAGAAAACCAAUAUGGUUCAUGAUUCCUAUAUGAAUAAAGGAAUGGUAACUCUAAUGGAGUAUAUAAUGGUGGAACUGCUUUCGUUUCAUGGAGGACUUGCAUUUACUAUCAUUUUGGUGCUCUCAUUCGAUUGGGGACUGAGGAGAAUCGUUAUAAUUUCACAGCUGAUGUUUGCAAGCGUCUGAUGCGAAAAACUUCACAUUGGGUUAACUCACAUCGCUGUCGAGUUAGAAUUAUUGCAGAUGUACUCAAAUUCUGUCCAUUCUUGUUACCCGUAGUCCUGAUUCAUGUACUAUUGCUGACUUUGUCUCUGUUGGAAAUCGCAGAUCUGUUUUGCAACUCUCUACCUGAAACAUCAAAGUUUCAGUGAUCCUGCACAGAACUUGACAUCUCUGGUAGUAUAUCUAUUUCUUCUGCUAUUGUUUUUUCAAGUCCACUUUCUAAUUAUUUUAGAAUUCGAUCACUCUAUUUACUGCACUGCACACUGAAUAUAAGGCCUUGUUUAGAUUAGAGUAAAGUAUUUUUGGAGGAAAAGUACAGGAAUCCCCAAUCCAAAGAAAAAACAGCACUUUACUUGUUUGGAAUGAAGGAAACAGGGGUUCCAUUCCUGUGGUUUACUGUCUCCUACAUGAUUUCUCAGGAAAAUAAAAAUCUACUCUUAUCCCUUGUUUUCUCUCCUUCUGGUAAAGCCUGAGGCAACACCAUCCGCUUCAACGGCAUGCCCAGGUUGAUUCAAAACUGAAGCUGCCCGAAAAGAUCAUUUACUGUCUCUAGGAAGAGUGCCUCGCCACCGCCAGCUUCGACAGGGCCUCUUUCCGCGCCCCAACAACGUGCAUCCGCUUACCCCUUCUCAAUCAGAACCUUCUUGAUGUGUUUUGCUUCUUGCUCCCUGGGAUCUGAGAGAGGCAGAGCUAGCGGGUGCAAUGCGAGAGAUUUUAGAGCAACAAGAAUGUCCAGAUGAGAAUGAGAAGGAUAGGAGAGAAUAUAAAGUUAAGAACAUGAUGGAAUGGACAGACCAAGUUCAUGGACCCUAGCUCCCACAUAUAAGAGGUAUAUCGGAGGAAAAAAAUACCAUAGUAAUCAUACUUAUAUUUGUUAGUUGAUUAAUCGUUGCUGCUGAUGUCCUUUUACUAUUACUAUAUUUUAUGUUUCCAAUAUCAUGGGAUUACUGCAUUC
Messenger RNA from Panicum virgatum (switchgrass), 2972 nucleotides. Its product is annotated as pentatricopeptide repeat-containing protein At2g44880-like. The record is from RefSeq and is a predicted model, not a curated record. Gene Ontology annotation, biological process: RNA modification. Gene Ontology annotation, molecular function: protein binding; RNA binding. The coding region runs from base 59 to 1663 and encodes 534 amino acids. NCBI's taxonomy places the organism in Eukaryota, Viridiplantae, Streptophyta, Magnoliopsida, Poales, Poaceae. The transcript is spliced from 2 exons.